ACUGGACAUGUUCGCACUCGUGACAUGAACGAGGGAUGCAAACGAUGCUACAAGCUCGUUGGGAACGCUCUCAGAAACGCAAGAAACUCUUGGCUCAAACGCUGGGAGUUUCAAGCGUGGAUGAACUGCGACAGAUUCUGGGAACGGACGUGGAGGACACGCAGAAGAAGAGAGGCAGACUGUCCAACGAUAAGUCCGACAGUGCAGUCAAGGAUGUGAAGGACGACGUUGCUCCAACAGACGAAAUUGUAUAUAAGGAUUCUUCAACGUUCUUGAAGGGAACACAAUCGUCGAAUCCGCACAAUGAUUAUUGUCAACACUUCAUUGACACUGGCCAACGGCCACAGAAUUUUAUCAGAGAUGUGGGUCUAGCAGACAGAUUCGAAGAGUAUCCGAAAUUACGUGAGCUGAUCAAACUGAAGGAUGACCUAAUCGCGGAAACCGCGACCCCACCAAUGUAUCUAAAAACAGAUCUGCUGUCGUACAAUAUGAAAGAGCUCAAUUGUAAAUUUGAUGUCAUUCUUAUAGAGCCACCUCUGGAAGAAUAUCAGAGAACGUGUGGUGCAACCAAUGUACAACUUUGGAACUGGGACCAAAUAAUGGAGUUGGAUAUCGGUGAGGUAGCUGCCAAUCGCAGCUUCGUAUUUUUAUGGUGUGGUAGCAGCGACGGAUUGGAUAUGGGACGAUUUUGUCUGCGUAAAUGGGGCUUCCGCCGUUGUGAGGAUAUCUGUUGGAUUCGUACGAAUAUCAACAAUCCGGGUCACAGCAAGAACCUGGAUAGUAAAGCGGUGCUUCAGAGAACGAAAGAACACUGUCUGAUGGGUAUCAAGGGAACAGUGCGACGCUCCACUGACGGUGACUUUAUUCACGCCAACGUCGAUAUCGACCUCAUUAUAUCCGAGGAGCCUGAUUAUGGAUCCAUCGAGAAACCCGUAGAGAUUUUUCACAUCAUCGAGCACUUCUGCCUCGGCCGAAGAAGGUUGCACCUCUUUGGUCGUGAUAGUACCAUUAGACCUGGUUGGCUAACCGUCGGUCCGGAAUUAACAAACACUAAUUUCAAUACGGACCUCUAUCAAAGUUACUUCGCUAAUGGCCAGAUUACUACUGGCUGCACCGAAAGGAUAGAAGCGCUCAGACCAAAGUCGCCGCCGCCGAAAGGGAAGGUACCCGGCCGAGGAAGAGGAGGCUUUAAUCGUGGCAGAGGCAGAGGGAGAUAAGUAAAUCUUGCACUAUGUCUUUCAAUCAUUAUUGUAAUAGACGUAAGAAAUCUGAUAAUAAAUAAGUACAUAAAUAAUUACGGAGGUAUCAGGAGGUAC
This is a messenger RNA of Solenopsis invicta (red fire ant), 1316 nucleotides long. It is a transcript of the gene Mettl14, whose product is annotated as N6-adenosine-methyltransferase non-catalytic subunit. NCBI's taxonomy places the organism in Eukaryota, Metazoa, Arthropoda, Insecta, Hymenoptera, Formicidae. Gene Ontology annotation, cellular component: nucleus; RNA N6-methyladenosine methyltransferase complex. Gene Ontology annotation, molecular function: mRNA binding. The coding region runs from base 36 to 1217 and encodes 393 amino acids. The transcript has 5 exons. The record is from RefSeq and is a predicted model, not a curated record.